UCAGUCGGCGCGAGGCGGCCGGCGUCUUGCUCGCGGAGGCGCGGCAGCGAGGGGCGCGCGGUAGCGCGGCGGUGGCUGUCCGAAUUCUCUUCAGUCCCUGCUCUCUGCUCUGGGUCUCCGGCCCCUAGACGCCUCUUCCUGCGCGCCUGUCUCUCUCUCUAUGGAUUCACUUCAGACCGGACAGAUGCUAAGCGUGACCGCCGAGCUCGGCGGCAACAACUUAGAACUGGCGGAGCCGGCGGCAGCCGAGACCCGCGCAGGCAUGGGCCCCCAGCCGGGGGCGGCUACGGAAGGCUCCGCACCUUUGGCCGCUCGGGAGCCGGAGCCGGAGGAGCCGCCUCCGAGUCCCUCGACCCCCGAGUACAAAGUCCUGCUCGAGCAGGCUGACGCCCUGGCGUCCGGGGGCCGCCUCCGGGAAGCCUUCGAGGUGUACCGACAGCUCUCCGAGCGGCAGCAGCUGGUGGCCGAGCAGCUGGAACAACUGGUGCACUGCCUGGCCCAGAACGUCCCGCAGGGCGAGGUGCUGCCGCCGGCGCCCCCGGACGGGAGCGGAGCGGCGAGCUGUGAGGCGGCGGCGGGAGAGGCAGGGGCGCCAGCGGCCGCUGCCGCCACCGAGGUGUGGGACGGCUUCAAGUGCAGGAAGUGCCAUGGGUUUCUGUCAGACCCCGUGUCCUUGUCGUGCGGCCACACCUUCUGUAAGCUGUGCCUGGAGCGCGGCCGGGCAGCCGACAGGCGCUGCGCCCUGUGCGGGGUCAAGCUCUCGGCGCUGAUGGUGGCCGCCGGGAGGGCUCGCGCGAUCCGGCGAGUUGAGCCGCCGCCGGCGGCCUCCGCCGCGCCUCCGCCUCCGCCGCCGCCGCCGCCGCCGCCGCCGCCGCCACCGCCGCCGCCACCGCCGCCGCCGCUACGGGUCAACGUGGUGCUCAGCGGCCUCCUGGGCAAGUUGUUCCCCGGCCCCGCACGGGCGUCGCAACUCCGGCACGAGGGCAACCGGCUGUACCGCGAGCACCAGGUGGAGGCGGCGUUGCUCAAGUACAACGAGGCGGUGCGCUUAGCUCCAAAUGACCACUUGCUUUAUAGCAACCGGUCUCAAAUUUAUUUCACCUUGGAGUCUCAUGAGGACGCGCUGCAUGAUGCAGAAAUAGCAUGUAAGCUCCGCCCACUGGGUUUCAAGGCACACUUCAGAAAAGCACAAGCCUUAGCCACCUUAGGCAAGGUGGAGGAAGCACUAAGGGAGUUUCUGUAUUGUGUGUCCCUGGAUGGAAAGAACAAAAGAGCAAGAUCUGAAGCCCAGAGGCUUCUCCUUAGUUUCUUUUCACCAUCAGUCCCGGGGGACUCUCAGGAACAUUUUCCCGAUAUCCUGAAGUUGUUGGCACCUCACCCUAGAUUAAAGGAACACGUAGAAUCAAUGGCUACUGAAGGCACCAGUCAUAAUCUACCAAAGUUGUCACAGGACAACCCGGAGCUCCCACGCUGUUCUAGUCAGGAGGAAGCAGCGGCGGGGGGAGACCGCAGCAGCCUGGCAAACCCAGUUAAAGUAGAGGGGGAGGGGAAGCAAGGCGACCAGAAAGGCCAGGCAGGAGACAAGGCGGAGAAGGGGGACGCGGCCUCUGCAGAAGCUGCCUCCACCAAGGCUGGCAAAUGCCACGAAAAGAAAAGGAAGCAUUGUCAAAUUGAAACACGAGAUCCAGAGGUGCCUGCGAAAGCCUUGAAGCCAGAUCCUCUGGCUGAGCAGGGGGCCGAGGCUGCUGUCAGUGCUCCACUGCCAUCUUUUGUGGAUGCGUCUGACCUUGAAUGCGCCCUGUGUAUGAGAUUAUUCUAUGAGCCAGUCACAACACCUUGUGGACAUACAUUUUGUUUAAAAUGCCUUGAAAGAUGCCUAGAUCACAAUGCAAAGUGUCCACUGUGCAAAGAUGGUCUUGCACAGUGCUUGGCAUCCAGAAAAUACAGCAAAAAUGUCAUAAUGGAAGAGCUAAUAGCUAAAUUCCUUCCAGAAGAACUCAAGGAACGAAGGAGGCUUUAUGAAGAAGAAAUGGAAGAACUUUCUAACUUAAAUAAGAACGUGCCUAUUUUCGUGUGUACUAUGGCCUAUCCCACCGUUCCUUGUCCCCUGCACAUCUUCGAGCCUUGUUACCGCUUGAUGAUUCGUAGAUGCAUUGAGACAGGCACAAGGCAGUUUGGCAUGUGCCUUGGAGAUCCCGUCAAAGGCAGGUUCGCGGAAUACGGCUGCAUCCUGGAGAUCAGAAAUGUGCAGUUCUUUGCUGAUGGCCGCUCAGUGGUGGACAGCAUAGGCAAGAGGCGCUUCCGGGUCCUCCAUCAGGGCCACCGAGAUGGCUACAAUACAGCUGACAUUGAAUACAUUGAAGACCAAAAGGUUCAAGGAGACGAUUAUGCUGAGCUCAUGGGAUUGCAUAAUUGUGUCUAUGAGCAAGCGUCAUCGUGGUUUCAUUCGCUCAAAUCAUCUCUGAAGAAUCGGAUAAUCAGUCACUUUGGUCCCAUGCCAGAGAAAGAUGCUGAUCCCCAGGUUAACCCAAAUGGCCCAGCCUGGUGCUGGUGGACGUUAGCGGUUCUCCCACUGGAAAGCCGAGCUCAGCUCCCAUUCCUAGCUAUGAGGUCCUUAAAGGAUAGACUGAACGGCAUUCGGCGAGUCCUGGCCUUUAUAUCCCGAAACCAAAACUAGUGAGAGUGGAUUGCUGAAGAGGAAGGCCCACCCUCCCCACCGCCCUUGGGGGAGUCAUCUUGUAAAUAUAUCUAAUUGCAAUAACAUCUUAAGAGAAGGAAGUAUCAAACAGGCAUUUCCUUGCUGUUGGUCACAGAGAGAAAAUGUGUAGAAAGACCAAAAGCAUGGGACCUGUUUGAAACUUUCUGUCUUAAGAUGCUUCUUGACAUGCUGCACAACGACAUGCUCAGCAGAGGUGUUUAAAAGCCCAGAAGAAAAAAAUUCCUUUGAUUUCGACAUAAACUUUUCCGAAAGUUUAAAGUGGUUUUGCUUUAAUUUUCUUUCUUGCAUAGUUAAGUGUGUGGUUGAAAUGUGACACACAGAUACUAAUAACGUCGUGUUAUUUCACUGACUUGAGUUCUCAUUCCACAUGGUUCAGGGUUUAUACAGCAUUGUGUAAAAUAAGGUUCAUCGUUCUAUCCGUUUUAAUAAUUUAUUUUUUGCACUACAGUAUCCUUUUUUCUACAUGUGUGUUUGUGACUAUUUAAGUGUAUGUUACUAAGAAGCCAGUUACUUUAUUUAUUAACGUGGUUUACCGUGUACCAAGGGGGAAAUAACAGUACUAGAAAUGUGCCAUUUUUGCUUUUAUCACAUGUAACUGUGAUUCUUAAACCAGUUCUCGAACGAUUUCCGGAUCUACCCCAUUGGAAGGUUAGAGGAAGUUCAGGGUCACAUAGAGAUUACUGAUCUUCGCAGGUUCCAUUUGGCUUUCAGUUUGGGUUCAACAAUAUAAGAUACACAAGGGAUUUGGCAUACAUUAUGGAAUAAGCCAGGGUGAGGUAAAAUAAUCCAUUCUCUCUGUGUUAUAUGGAGUAGGGCUGAAGGAAUGACUUUCUUUCAACCAAGAGAUGAAUCUGAGGGGUGUCUUUCAGAACAAUCUGUUGUAGGCAUUUAUCUCAACAAUCUAAUUACAGUGAACCUCAUGUCUCCCCAGUGCAGUUAGGAGUGGGAUUCUGAGGCAGGAUGAUUUUUAACCCUUCAGAGGGAAUGAUUUUCAGUCUGGCACAUCAUAGCCUCCAUACCCCACCUCUUCUCAGGGUUCUGGGGAUCACGACCUGGCUAGCACUGGUGCAAACACAUGAAGAAGAGCUCUUUGUUAUUAAAAUGCAAUGAAGCCAGUAGAAAAGGUAGAAACCCUUAAAAAAAAAAACCCAGAAAAACUAUCUUUUCAGUUUGUAAAACUCUUUAAAGGAAAUAGUGAAUCCAUGAUUUUAUCUAAGCACUGCCUUCCCUCCCAAACACUACAGGCCAAAGAUAGAGGUACAGCGGAAGGAUAAUGGGUAAGAAGGUAAGAGGGAGGUCUUGUUUAGCCCGCUUAGUGCUAGUGUGAUUCCUUUAGUGCCGGGAGAACCUGAAAAAUGCCCUGAGGAUGGCGUGUCACAAUGACAAUGGGGUGAAGAGAUUGGGACAGGCAAAAAGUGAGUCCCACCAUUCACACUGUCGUGGGCAUUAUCACCCGAUGUGAUGCCGGGGUCCCUCCACCCCUCUGAGGAGGGCUUAGUGCCUCAAGGAACCGUUCUGGCUUCUUUCAUCACCACCUUCGUCCAGAAACAGAGAAGGGAGAAUGAGAUGAUCCAAGGCAACAGAACAGAGAUUCACAUAAGCAGAAACUCAAGGAUCUUUUCUGCACUUGCCAAAUGGAUGCUAUAUUGUCAGAGUGUUAUGUUACCAGGCAUGAUGUUUGCGGCCAGACCAGGCUAGUGAAAAAUGGAAGUAUAGGCGUGGUUACUGCCCAGGCAAAUUCUGCAGGGCUCAGGGAGCAGGAAAUUAAAGUCUCCCCCUCCCACUUGGUGCCCAGCCACGAGGUCGUAGCACUAGGACUCUAGUGAAAUAUUUUCCCAUCAUCUAGUGCAAAUGCAGCAAAGAAAAUGUCAUAAGCAUCUCCCCUUGGUAGAUGUUUUUGUUUUAUGAUUUAACACUUUCUGGGGCCCAGGGUCCUAAUCUAGGAAUUGGCAGUGUUCAGUGCCACAUAUACAGUUGUUAUGAAUGUUAUAUAAGGUAGUAUUUAUGUAAAUCACUUAGAGUGUCUAGCGCCUAGGAGAGGUUCAAAAAAUAAUAGUUUUGAUUAGGUUAUUCAUAGUUAUAGAAUAUCAUCAGGGGCCCAUGUUUGCAUAAAACACUGUCUUUACACACAGGACCCAUAUCUACUCCUUGAAACGUAGUUGGGGGGAUCCGCACCACUGAUUCUUGGACUAUAACUUGAUGCUUUACAGUUAAUUCCUUUUGGAGACAAGUCUGUUUGGGAAAAUGAAAAGGCUAGGGAACAAAUGAGGGUUAGAGACAAGGGAGACUUCUGGGCAAGAUCAUUUUUCCUUAUUUCAAUAGGACUAAAAAGUAGUGCUCUUUGGAGGUCUAGAAUUUCUGAUAUAAUGGAAGUCUUAAGUUCUAGCUCCAUUUCAAUAACCAGCUCAUCAUUUGCUCUUCAAAGAGUAUUAAAAAUCUUGGCCAUGCCAGAGUGAAGAGUUUUACAAUCUGACUUUUGUGCUUAUUAAUUCAUGGGAUUUCUUUAUGCUACUGCCACAGAAGUUUAUUGUGAACCUAGUAAGUACCGGCCACCAAGCCACGUACUUGCAGGUUCAUUCCACGAACAUACACAAGUUUGUGGAAUCGUUUCUUUUCCACAUCAGCCCUGUGAGAUCAGUUAUCAUCCCCACAUUACAGAUGAGAAGGCUGGGGCCCUGCAAUGUCUAACAUUUUGCCCAGAUAACACAGCCAGUUAAUAGCCAAGCUUGAUUUUGAACCCCUUACUUCACAGAUUUUUAACACUUUGGACAGUUUCUGUUACACAUAAUUUUAUUAGAUAGUCAAGGUAAGUAUGACUGGCUCAUGAUUCAAAUGGCAGUUGGGGGUUAAGUAAAAUGCAGUUACCUCAUACAUCAUAAUCUAAGUAGAAAGGAAAGUUUUUUUUUUUUAAGUAAAAUUCUACAGUAUAGAAUAUUUUAUGUUGAUAAAUGAGAACCUAACUCCAACAAAUAGAUCUUGGCUGGGCAGAAUUGCACUGUACUCUCGAUAGCCUAAAAACACAUUUGAGUUGUCUUCUAGCAAGCUUUUGUGUCAGCAGUGGUUGGAGGCCAGAUGUAAGGCUGAUGAGCCUUGGCUUUCUUUGGGAUGUACUUGAAUGGGGUAGUCAGCUGAACAUGACCAUUUUCACCACUUAUAAACUGAUUUUGCUGCCAAGCUUGGGUAUGAAGAUUGUACAGAGAAAAGACAUAAGGCUAAAUCUAGGCCAGAAGUACAAGACAUCCCCCUUGGUAGACUGUGCCAUUUAUUUGGAUAAUUUUCUCGUUUUAACCUAGAUUAUACCUAGAUUAUUUUCUGUGUGUAUAUAUAUGUGUGUAUAUAUGUAUAUAUGUGUGCAUAUAUAUAUAUAUUAGGUACCAAGCAGAUACGAUGCCUUUCUGCUUUGUACUGUACUACUGCUGCUAGCUAAUACCCAGCAAAAUGUAGAAAAUGAAAAAUGUUAAACUAAUUUUCUGUAGACAACUUGGAGAAAAGGGCACCUGCCCCUGACUUAAUGGGGCCGAGAGACCUGACUAUUUUGAGAAUUUGCCUUUUCUGAAGGCUGACUGCAUCUAGCCCCAUGGCGUUUCUAGCUCUGCCUCUGGGGCUGGCCUGGGCUCAGAUAAUCCCCUGUGACUGGCCGUCAGAGCCGUGGAGCUCCUGAGGUUGGUUCACAGCACCCAGAGGUCUCUUACUGUCAAACAGAUUGCAUGCUGUGGAUAGACCAGAAUCCAUCAGGGACUGUGCUCCCCUGCCAACUCCAUUUCCAGGUUGGGAGCUUCAUUCAAGGACUCAGAACUUGAGUUCCCAACAUGUUGACUUUGCAUCCGUUUCUGUUUAUCGAGGCAAAAUCGUAGCAGAGGCAUAUAAGGAUGCAAAUGGAAGGCAGCCCAGAUAAUGGAAAAGGACAGAUUUUCAGCCCAUCUGGGGCUUGAGGAGUGAGGUUUUGAUUUAAGAUUGAAAGCAGUUCUGCAAAGCAGGCCGGCUGCAUGGGCUACAGUGUGUGCCCCUCCCUUCUUUCUGAGUGCAGAGGGAGACAAGGAAAAGGAGUCACGUACAAUGUACGCAUUCAGUUCCUCUUAGAACGAUAGCUCCCACUGUUCAACUGUUUUAUAAUCCUGGUGAUACACAUCCAGAGGUGAAAUGAAGUUGUUCUCACUUACAAGUGGUUAUUUUUCAAUGCGCUAAGUUAACCUUGAGAGAGAAGUGCCUGUAAUCUCCGUUCCUGGUGUCCUUCUAAAGCUUUUGCUUCACGACUCUGUAGCUGUUUAAAAAUUUGUCGCAGCAAAUGUGAUUAACAGAAGUUUACAAAGCAACACGGUAGCUUGUGCGUCAUGUUAAAAAUCGCCUGUUUCUCUAUUGUCAAAGCAACAACAAUAAACAGCAAAAUAAAAGGAGCGCAAAUAGGCCAAUGUGGCAUCAUAGGCUUAUCUUAGAUACACUAGCUCCAUCUUUUCAGGCCGCGCUCAGUCCUGCCAGGAUUAAAAUCUCAAGCAGGCCGUGCAAACAGUGGCAAAUGUGUGGGUGUGCUUGUUAGCCCGCUUGUUUGUUCAGCAGCCAUUUUACUUUCCCGCUGUAAUGAACUGGAAGGGAAAUUAAGAUAAUGCUUCCUCCCCGCCCCCUUGUUGUUAUUCAACUACCUCUAUAUGCUUGGUUUCUCCUUAUGGGUUUCUUUCUUCCAAAUCUAUACAAAAUGCUGUUUCAACUCUUCUAUGUUGUAAUAACAAUGUGAUUGAUGUAGACUUUUGCUGUGAAAGAUGUUCAUGCAUUAAAAAAUGUUUCCUAUCGUUUCACUUUAUAUCUAACAAAGCUCAACCCAUAACUUUUGGGCAGGAAUUGCCUAAAUAAGUCAUCAUUUUGUUGGAAGCCGAAUAGAAGGGAAAGCUAAUGGACCAUCUAUUCUGUUCUUGUUCCUGUUGCUUGAAAUACAUUUGAUCAGAAGAUAUUUCAAGGAAGUAGAUUUUCACUCAAACAGUAAGCUCUCACGCAUCUGACAGUGAGGCCGGCGUGAGCUAGUUAAUGUGACUGAUGUGUUCUGAAAACCUGGCCAUAAACUGUCUUUCAAAAAUGCAAAAAUUGUUUAAAAAAAAUCUUGUUAUUUAAAGACUUAUGUUGAGUGUUUUGCCAAUAACCCACCCCUAGUUUGUUUGCAGAUCCGUUCAUCUGUUGGGUUUGCUUCAAACAGAAUACACUACUUACCAUUUUCUUUGCCAAAAUAAAAUGUUUGUGAAAAGCAA
Molecule: messenger RNA, 7953 nt
Organism: Mustela lutreola (European mink)
Lineage: Eukaryota; Metazoa; Chordata; Mammalia; Carnivora; Mustelidae
Gene: LONRF3
Product: LON peptidase N-terminal domain and ring finger 3
Exons: 12
Coding region: 161-2677 (838 amino acids)
Molecular function (GO): metal ion binding; protein binding
Source: RefSeq, a predicted model, not a curated record